AUGGCAUCAUCAUCGUUGAAAGAGUUUGGCAGGCUGGUGAAUGGAUUGUCUCUGGUGGCCAAGGAGGCUGCCAAACAAAGCUCUCCCCAUCGGGACUUGCAAUCCCUAAUUAAGAAAGCCCUGCUCUCCUUCACCGACUUAUCCGGACUUACCAAAGGCAAGCUUCGUCAAUUCUCUCUUCCUAAUAAUGAUAAUACAUAUUAUAAAGAAAGCAGCAGCAGCAGCGUCGUCUACUUUGCGGAUGAGGAGGAGAAGCCACCUGAUCUACCCGCCGCCCUCCAUAUUUCCUCCUCCGAUCUGCAAGCCCAAAGGGAAAAGGUUGAGGUUGAUUUAAUACCCUCCAAUUCUCGACAAGUUACUGCCACACAUGGUGGUUCCAUUCAUGCUUCUCCAAGUGCUGGAGGACUGGAAUCUUCUAGCGCUAAUGCCAAUGCCCUUGCUGCUGCCGGUGCUCAAGGAGAAGAAUCGGCUGCGCCUGUGACUACUACUACUACUACGCCGCAGCCGCAGCCUCCAUCCUUGAAGAAGAAGAAGAGAACGCCGAGGGAGAAAACAGUUCCCUCUACAUCCUUCUCGAGAGCGCUUGGGUUUGCUAGCCUAGGAGCUGGUCUUGCAUGGGGAACAUUUCAAGAAUCUGCCAAAAGGCUUGUGUUUGGUACGUCUACCACGCAAGACAAACAAUCUGCUCUUUCCCCAUUUUUAUCUGAGAAAAAUGCAGACCGUUUGGCUCUUGCGUUAUGUAGAAUGCGUGGAGCAGCUCUUAAAUUAGGACAGAUGUUGAGCAUUCAAGAUGAAUCUCUUGUUCCUGCUCCGAUCUUGGCUGCUUUGGAUAUUGUCCGUCAAGGUGCAGAUGUGAUGCCAAGGAGCCAGCUCAAUCAAGUUCUGGAUGCCGAAUUAGGUCCUGACUGGUCAUCUAAGUUGAUGAGUUUUGAUUAUCAACCAAUAGCUGCUGCAAGUAUCGGCCAGGUGCACCAAGCUGUCACUAAGGAUGGUUUAGAGGUUGCAAUGAAAAUUCAGUACCCUGGCAUUGCAGAUAGCAUCGAUAGUGACAUUGAGAAUGUGCAGUUGCUAUUGAAGUAUACAAACUUGAUUCCAGAAAAACUAUAUCUUGACAAUGCUAUGAAGGUGGCAAAAGAGGAAUUAUCUCGUGAAUGUGACUAUAAGUUAGAGGCAGCAAAUCAGAAAAGGUUUCGUAAUCUGCUAUCCAACACAAAAGGAUUCUAUGUUCCAAUGGUGGUGGAUGAUCUUUCUAGUAAAAGAGUUUUAACUUCAGAACUUGUUCCUGAAAAUCCAUGCUGUUGGCUCAAGUUGCUGCAAUUAUACUUACAUGCCCUCUUCAGAAGAAAAGCCAUGCGUUGGUUCAUGCAGCUGAAAUUUUCAUUUGGAAAUUUCAAUAUUGUAUAUGGAUAUGAUUUGUGGGUUUUCUUUGUUUACGAGGUUUUCUUUGUGGCAAAAGAGGAAUUAUCUCGUGAAUGUGACUAUAAGUUAGAGGCAGCAAAUCAGAAAAGGUUUCGUAAUCUGCUAUCCAACACAAAAGGAUUCUAUGUUCCAAUGGUGGUGGAUGAUCUUUCUAGUAAAAGAGUUUUAACUUCAGAACUUGUUCCUGGAAUUCCAAUUGAUAAGGUGGCUUUACUAGACCAAGAGACUCGUAAUUAUGUUGGGAAAAAAUUACUUGAGCUUACAUUGACGGAACUAUUUGUCUUCCGCUUCAUGCAGACCGAUCCUAAUUGGAGUAACUUUUUGUACGAUGUGGCUGCAAGAUCAAUUAAUCUCAUUGACUUCGGAGCAGCUCAAGAUUACCCUAGAAGUUUUGUUGAUGAUUAUUUAAGAAUGGUUCUUGCUUGUGCAAAUAGUGAGCGAGAAGCUGUGAUUGAAAUGUCAGAGAGACUUGGGUUCCUCACAGGAAUGGAGUCGGAGAUAAUGUUAGAGGCUCAUGUUCAGGCUGCUUUUGUCGUGGGACUGCCUUUCUCAAAGCCUGGUGGUUAUGAUUUUCGCUCCACCAGUGUCACUCAAAGCAUUUCAAACAUUGGGGCAACAAUGUUGAGGCACAGGCUGACACCACCACCCAAGGAGGCCUACAGUCUUCACCGGAAGCUUUCUGGUGCUUUCCUUGCUUGCAUCAAGCUUGGGGCUGUUGUACCAUGCAGGGAACUUCUACUUGAUGUGUAUAAAAGUUAUCAGUUUAGUGAAGAUGGUGAGAUAUUGCCUACUGCUUCAAAUUCGCAAUAA
Ilex paraguariensis (yerba mate) is the source of this 2229-nucleotide messenger RNA. Lineage: Eukaryota; Viridiplantae; Streptophyta; Magnoliopsida; Aquifoliales; Aquifoliaceae. The record is from the annotation of a GenBank genome assembly.